Messenger RNA from Chiloscyllium plagiosum (whitespotted bambooshark), 3304 nucleotides. Lineage: Eukaryota; Metazoa; Chordata; Chondrichthyes; Orectolobiformes; Hemiscylliidae. The record is from RefSeq and is a predicted model, not a curated record.
AUGGUAAAAGAAGCUAAACCAGUGGGAUUAGUUAAGGCAGUGAAGGAAAUCCCAAGAGACGUCAAGGAGCUGCAGGAGAAUGUACAGCCUAGUCAUGGACUGGACAGUAAGGUAAUGACCAAUCUUUUCAAAGACUUCACCUGUGUGGAUAAGAUUUACUCAAUCAGAGAUCUCACAGUUGGAGAUGAUGUGGAAUUUGAAGUGUCUUCUGACAGACGGACUGGAAAACCAAUUGCUGUGAAAUUGCUAAAAGUGAAGCCUGAAAUUUUGCCUGAAGAAAGGAUUACAGGACAGGUUGUCUGUGCUGCUCCCCUUAACCUUGAGAACAAAUCUGGGCUGAAACCUUCAUCUCCUGGUCAGACUUCAGGCAGUGUGUGCUAUGAACGCAAUGGGGAAGUAUUUUAUCUGACAUACACCCCUGAAGAUGUUGAUGGAAAUGUCCAACUUGAAACAGGAGAUAAAGUUUCUUUCUCCAUGGAAACAAACAAACAUACUGGUGCUGUAAAUGCUCACAACAUUGUACUGGUGAAGAAGAAACAGGGUCGGUGUCAAGGUGUAGUUUGUGCCAUGAAGGAAGCAUUUGGAUUCAUCGAACGAGGUGACCUUGUAAAAGAGAUCUUCUUCCACUAUAGUGAAUUCAAGGGAAAUCUGGAGACCUUGCAGCCGGGCGAUGAUGUGGAAUUUACUAUUAAAGAAAGAAAUGGAAAAGAAGUUGCUACUGAAGUGAAACUGUUACCCCAAGGAACUGUUAUAUUUGAAGAUGUUAGCAUUGAGCAAUUUGAUGGAACUGUCACCAAAGUUAUUCCAAAAGUAUCCAGUAAAACCCAGACUGACCCCUUGCCAGGACGUAUCAAGGUAAACUUUGCCAUUUCCAAAGAACUGCCCUUUGGAGAUAAGGACACCCGAUCUAAAGUGACACUCUUAGAAGGUGACCAUGUAAGGUUUAAUAUCUCCACUGAUCGACGUGACAAACUGGAACGUGCUACAAAUAUUGAAAUUCUGACAGAUUCUUUUGAGUUAACUGGAGAAACUAGAGAAAUGGGUGUGAUUGCUGCCAUGAGAGAUGGGUUUGGUUUCAUUAAAUGUGUAGAUCGCGAUGCUCGAAUGUUCUUCCACUUUAGUGAGAUCAUGGAUAGCCUCCAGCUCCACAUCUCUGAUGAAGUUGAGUUCACAGUUGUCCCUGAUGUACUUUCAGCCCAGAGGAACCAUGCAAUUCGUAUUAAAAAACUUCCAAAAGGAACAGUGUCCUUUCACACACAAUCUGAGCAACGUUACUUUGGGAUGGUGGAGAAAGAAGCUACUGGUUCAAUAUCUAAAUCUACUAGCCCAGCCAAGAGUAAAGAAAAGAAAAAAGAAAAGGAUGCAGAAGAGGGAAUCAUUGCAUAUGAGGAAGCUGGGGUAAGGAUGACUGUACCAUACCAUAUAAAAGACCUGGAAGGGUGUGCAAUUCCACAGCUUGGUGAUAAGAUUGAAUUUAGUAUCUGUGAAGUUAAAAGAACUGGUCUCCAGAGUGCAGUGUCAAUCAAAAUUCUAAAUCGUAACCCCAAUGCCAAGAGACUUGUAGGAUAUGUAGCUGCUUUGAAGGAUAACUUUGGUUUCAUUGAAACUUCUCAACAUGAUCAAGAAAUCUUCUUCCACUACAGUGAGUUCUCAGGUGAUGUCGACGAGUUGGAUGUCGGAGAUGUUGUGGAAUACAGUUUGUCAAAGGGCAAAGGGAACAAAGUGAGCGCUGAGAAAGUUGCCAAGAUUACAACCGUGAAUGGUCCCAGUGAUGAAGUGUAUCCGACUGUCUAUACUGGUAAAGUGGUGAGGCCAUUGCGCAGUGUGGAUCCCCAACAGGCUGAAUAUCAGGGACUUAUUGAGAUUACAGAAGAAGGGCCAAUGAAAGGAGAGGUGUAUCCUUUCGGCAUCAUUAGUUUGGCGAACAAAACAGAUUGCCUUCAGAAGGGGGAAACUGUCAAAUUCCAGCUAUGCAUUGUGACCCUAACAGGACAGAAAUUGGCCUAUGAUGCCACACCUUUACGAAGAGGCACUGUGGAUUGUGUGAAAGACCAGUUUGGCUUCAUUAACUAUGAAGUUGGUGAUGGUAAAAAGCUGUUCUUCCGUGUGAAUGAGGUACUGGAUGGUGUUGAGUUGCAGCCAGGAGAUGAGGUGGAGUUCUCUGUCAUCUUAAACCAGCGUACAGGAAAGUGCAGUGCCUGCAAUGUGUUCCGUGUCAGUGAGGGCCCUCGACCUGUGGCUGCUCCACGUCCUGACCGUUUAGUACAUCGUUUGAAGAGCAUCACAUUGGAUGACGCAAGCGCUCCAAAACUGGUCGUGCUUCGCCAACCAAAGGGACCUGAUAACUCAAAGGGAUUCAUUGCAGAGAGAAAGAUUCGUCAAGCUGGAGUCAUCGAUUGAUUUCUUUUCUCUUCCCCCAGCAAGCACAUUACCCAAUGCAGUAUCUUCGGGGAGGGGAGGGUUUACGCAAGAUUAGUCUGCCUCUACUACCCUGUGUUUCCCAGUCCCAAAUGGAACACAGUUAACCUAUAUUUUCAAGCAAAUCUUCAGUUCUACAACUUGUCUGUGCUUUUAUCAAAAGCUUAAAAAAAAUACAAAAUGAAGCAAAAACAAAAAAAAUACAAAAAAGGUAAAGCACAGGCUCGGGGCAGUGAAUAAGCAGGAAGCCUUAUUAGUGUCUCAACCUUAUAGGAGCUUGAUUUAAAAUCAAACAGCAUCUUACAUCAGUGCUAAUUUGAAUUUGUAAGUUUAUUUGCCUUUAUAUGUUAGGAAAAAAAAAAUCUGAAACACUCGAGUGCCAUGAGUGCUGGCUUUCAUUUAAAUCUUUAAAUACAAGUUUGAUGCUGUGGAGCACUGCAGCCUUGGAACCCUAUUCCAGAAACUAACAGAUCUGUGCCUAAAAACAAAUAUCACUGUUAUUCCCACAAAGGGCACCCUGUGUAAUGCCGAAUGAAAAAGAACGGCUGACUUUUUUUUAAAAAGUAUAUUAAUGCAUCAAGGUGGAAACGUUAAUUGUUGGUACUGUAUAUAUGCCUUUUGCAUAGAAACAGGGAGACUAGUUGAUAUCAAGCGUUAGUAAUCAAAUAACUGGUCUGUGUUAUUAUACCAAAUAAGAUCAGGAAUUUAAUUGUUGAUGUGGGACAGAGGCAGUACCCUGUUUCUGUUUCGCCUCUGCUCACAGUUUGGGGUUUGUCUAAACUGGGAGAUUGCUUUGUUCUUGCAAGAAAGAAAAUAAAACACCUGGCUUUCUCCUGUGUCCCUGUUAAUGGUCAUGAAAAACUAGAAUAAAAAGUUUUACCAUAAA